Messenger RNA from Nicotiana tabacum (common tobacco), 1641 nucleotides. RefSeq lists its product as uncharacterized. The record is from RefSeq and is a predicted model, not a curated record. Lineage: Eukaryota; Viridiplantae; Streptophyta; Magnoliopsida; Solanales; Solanaceae.
AUGCUCCCUGAGGAUUCUAUCCCGACUCCUAGUUGGGGUCACCCUUCGACUCAAAAUACAACGGUGAACAAUGAAAAGGAUGAAAACUUAGUUGCGAGAGAGGCAGCUCAACAACAGGAUGCACGGUUAACAAUUGAAGCAUCCCUUAGAGUUGCUGAUGAAACAGUCGACGAGGAUCGAAGGCUCAAUCUCAACCAAACCAUGGUCGAAGAUGAAUUUGAAAAUGCAGCUCCCAGACCUGGGAGGUCUCUAGGAGAUUAUGCCAGACCAGUGUACAACCAUCAACAAUCUAGUGUGAGGCCCCCACCCAUUGAUGCCAACAAUUUUGAACUCAAGAGAUUGCUGAAUAGUGUGGUUGCAAGCCCUCUGAUGAAGAAAACUCCAGAAGAGAUUGUCACACUUCUGAAUGAACUAUCUGAAGACGCAGAACAAUGGUCCACUGACCAAGGGGAUCGAAAAACAUCAACAUGGGUGCACCAAGUAGAAUCGUCAGUAGCAAUGCAAGGCCAAAUUGCAUCUAUGGCUAAGGACAUCAAGCAACUGACGAUGGAUCAGCUUGAACUCAUGGUAGCAGCAAAAUCCCACAGCACCAGUGCAAGGACCUCCCAGUUUCCAGAAUCAACAGAGGCAACUAUACCAGCCUCCACAGCCCAACAACUCAAGUUAGAAGAUCUAAUGAAGGAAUUCAUAAAUAAAUCAGAUGAUAAACUUGAGACUCAAGGAACAACUAUCCGGGAGCAAGGCACAACCAUCAAAAAUCUAGAAAGACAAAUGGGACAACUCAAGUCAUUGUUAUCAGAAAAGGCUCCAUGGACUUUGCCGGCAGACAGUGAGAAGAAUCCAAAAGAGACGAUCAUGGCAGUGUCUCUCAGGAGUGGGAAAACAUUAGCAGAGCCCAUUGAAAAACCAAGGGCUGAGAAGGAGAUCAACUCAACCAAGAGGGCAGAAGAACAUAAAAUUGGUGAUUUUUUUCCUAAGGAGGAUAUUAGCAGCAAAGAGGUUGAUAAGCAGAAAUUAAGCAGUGCAAUUGAUGAAAGCAAACACAUGCUAGUGUUACUCUUUCCUCAAAAGAUAAAGUGGGAGAAACUCGAUAAAUGCUUUGGGAAAUUCUUAGAGAUGCUGAAACAGCUAUAUGUGAACAUCCCAUUCACCGAGGUGCUAACCCAAAUGCCAACUUAUGCAAAGUUCCUGAAGGAAAUACUUUCAAGUAAAAAGAAGCUCGAGCAAACAAAAGUGGUCAAACUCAAUGCACAUUGCAGUGCCAUUCUACAAAAUAAAAUUCCUCAAAAGUGUGGGGAUCCUGGCAGUUUCACUAUACCCUGCUCAUUGGGGAGCAACAUUUUUGACAAGGCCUUGUGUCACUCAGGUGCAUCCAUUAACUUGAUGCCAUUAUUUGUGUUCAAGAAAUUUGAAGGAGAACUAGGAGUGAUCAAGUCUGUGCCGGUAUCGUUGCAACUGGCUGAUCAGACCACGAUCAUACCGGAGGGCAUAAUCAAGGACAUUCUAGUGAGGGUGGAAAAAUUUGCCUUCCCAGCAGUCUUUAUUGUAGUAGACAUAGAAGUGAUUAAGGAGAUACCUCUAAUCCUAGGGAGACCAUUCUUUUGCACUGGCCGAGCUAUUCUUGAUAUAUAUGAGGAUUAA